AUGUCUGUCGAUGAUAAUCCCACCAAGAAACCCCGGGUCAUACUCGGCCUCCUGACCUUUGGUCCACCUGGAUCGGAAUUCUAUGGCUCGAGGAUUACAUCUCUAGACGAUUUCAACGCGUGCCUCGAUGACUACCAGGCGAAUGGAUACCGUGAAGUCGACACAGCGCGCCAGUACGUGAAAGGGCAACAGGAAGGCUUCACCAAAGCGGCCCAGUGGCGAGAGAGACAGCUGGUCCUCGCCACGAAAUGCUACCCCGAACAGCCCGGCUGGCAUAGGGAAGCCAAACUCAAGGAGAUCCUGGGGACGAGUCUAAGGAAUCUCGGAACGGACCAGGUGGACAUCUUCUAUCUCCACGCGCCCGAUCGAUCCGUCCCUUAUGAGGAAACGCUGCAGGCGUGUGAUGAUCUGUACCGAGCGGGGAAGUUCAAACAACUAGGGCUGAGCAAUUACGCUGCCUGGGAGGUCGCCGAGAUCUGGAACAUCGCCAAUCAGAAAGGUUUCGUCAAGCCCUCAGUGUACCAAGCCAUGUACAACGCCAUCACCCGGGCCAUCGAGGACGAGUUGGUACCGUGCUGCCGGAAAUAUGGCAUUGACAUCGUCGCCUACAACCCCCUGGCGGGCGGAGUCUUAAGUGGCAAGUACAAGAGCAAAACGGUGCCGGUCGAUGGCCGCUUUGCCCAGACGGAUCCGCGCAUCGGCGAGAUGUACCGUGAGCGGUAUUUCAAGGACACCAAUUUCGAGGCGUUGAGCUUGAUCGAGCCCGUGGCGGCCGCCCACCAUCUGUCCCUGCUGGAGAUCGCCUUCCGGUGGCUCGUGCACCACAGCAAGCUGAAAGUCAUCGACGACGGGCAUGACGGAAUCGUGAUUGGAGUUAGCUCGCGCGAUCAGCUCAGAUCGAAUUUGGCCGACCUCGAGAAAGGCCCUUUGCCAGAGGCUGUGUUGGAGGUGCUGGACCGCGCAUGGUUGAUCACCAAAGCCACCUGUCCGCUCUACUGGAGGUGA
Cladophialophora immunda is the source of this 1005-nucleotide messenger RNA. RefSeq lists its product as uncharacterized. Bases 1 to 1005 code for a protein of 334 amino acids. The record is from RefSeq and is a predicted model, not a curated record. The transcript has a single exon. NCBI's taxonomy places the organism in Eukaryota, Fungi, Ascomycota, Eurotiomycetes, Chaetothyriales, Herpotrichiellaceae. Gene Ontology annotation, molecular function: oxidoreductase activity.